AGUUAUAGGAGAAAUGGAUACAGAGAAAGGAUGGAGUGACGGAGGAGUAAGAUAAGGAGGAGGAGGACACAGGACCUGACCAGACAGCAAGGUUCAGUAAGUCACUGGCAGACAUGAACAGAAUAAUGGGACCUGGGAAACAAAGAAUGUGACUAUUAACUCCUCCUGUGCUGGAGAGUUUAAGAAGCUUCUUACCUGACUGCAUCAUUUUUUUGACCUGUAGUCAGUUACUGGUCUUCAUGACAGGAACCUACAGCUGGCUAUCUCUGACCACUUCUGCUUUACUUCUGCACUGAUUCCGCUUAGAGUUUCAGAUUUACUAAGAACUUUUUUCCCUUAACUCCUUUCAAGCCAGAAAACUCCAGUGACCGCUGUGUGUGCUCACCAAAAUGUCUGUGUUCAUGUGAACAUUGAAGACAAGCUUCCCUCAUUUUACCUGUUUAGCUUGGCACCUCACUGCCACAUUCCUCAAUUUAUCACCAAAGAGAGGACACCAACAUGGAUUUGCUAGCUCAACUAUGUCUAUGUCUGUCAGGACUUUCCUUGUGCCUGAGUCAGGAUGGGGCAGGCUGGGGACAAAUGAUCCAGUGGGAAGAAAGUGGAAGACAUUAUCGGCUGCUGAAUUCAGGGUCUGAAUACCAGGCUGCAGGAGAGGGCACAGGAGGAACUAGGGUUAUAUUGGAUGGAGGUCGAAGUGGUGUGGAUCUCCGCCGCCAAGCACCCACCAUACCACGCACUGGAUCUCAGACAGUCAGGGGCAAUGCUCGUCACCCAUUUGGUUUUGGACAAGUGCCAAAUAAUUGGCAAGAGGGAAGUGAAACAGCCAGCACAGGUCGUUUUAUUCCUUCCGCAGGUGCUGGAAGAGGAGGGGGUACUAGAACACGUCAAUCGUCAUCCCAGAAUUCUGUAGGACAGUCUUUUGUCCCAAGACCACAGCCUCCCUUUGUGCCUCAGCCCGAAUAUAACCCUCAGGCGUAUGAAGAGAGCUAUGGUUAUUCUAGAGGUGGGGGUAGUUAUGCUGCACAACCUCCUUGGGGAGGAGGUUAUGAAGAUUUCUAUGAGGAGCCUUCACCACCUUUUGCACAACCACCGUAUUUUGCUCCCCCAGUUUUGCCCCCUCGGCAGUCGGCUCCAGUUAAUCCAGUUGUCCCCCAAGAUGGACUUGACAGGCGCUUUGCUCACAGUCUUUUCAGGGGAGGUGAUAUCCCUGUAGAAAGUGACCCAGUAAACCCAGUAGCAGGUGGAGGUGGUGAUGCAAGGCUGCCACCAUAUGGUGGAGUAAAUCAGGGAGAGGGAUACUAUGGUGCACAAAGGCCAGAUUAUUUUCAACCACAAAACCGUCCAGCUAGUACUCCGAGCAAUGGCGGCGAAUCACAGAUCGGACAACAAGGAAGAGCCAGUGCUGGGAGCGUUUUUCGUGGUGGUGCUCAGAGUCGUAGAGGGCUUCCUGAUUUGGUUCCUGAUCCAAACUAUGUUCAGGCUGCAACCUUUGUCCAGAGAGCUCAUCUGUAUUCCCUUCGAUGUGCAGCAGAGGAGCGUUGCCUUUCGAGCUCUGCAUAUGCGGCAGAUUCUUCAGAUUAUGAUGUUAGAGUUCUGCUUCGCUUCCCACAAAGAGUGAAGAACCAGGGAACUGCAGAUUUCUUGCCUACAAGACCCCGCGAGACAUGGGAGUGGCACAGCUGCCAUCAACACUAUCACAGUAUGGAUGAAUUCAGUCAUUAUGAUCUAUUGGAUGCCACAACAGGACGGAAAGUGGCAGAGGGACAUAAGGCCAGCUUCUGUUUGGAGGACACCACAUGUGACUUUGGAAACCUCAAGAGAUAUGCAUGCACCUCUCAUACUCAGGGUCUAAGUCCUGGCUGUUAUGACACAUACAAUGCAGACAUUGACUGUCAGUGGAUUGAUAUAACAGAAGUAAAACCAGGAAACUAUAUACUUAAGGUAGUAGUCAAUCCCAAGUACAGCGUUUUGGAGUCUGAUUUCACCAAUAACGUGGUGCGGUGCAAUAUCCACUAUACUGGAAGAUAUGUGUCAGCCACUAAUUGCCGAAUCACACAGUUCUGAGCAAGAUUCUUAAGGAAAUUAUUGUGCAUAGGAAUUUUGGGAAUCCUAUGCCAUUCUCACAAGCACUCGAGCAUUCUUAUUAAUACUUUUGUGAAACCCCCUCACUUUUUAUACCCAUUAAAUAAAUUCUAUUACCUCCCUCCACGUAAAUUCAUCUGCUAGAAAUGUGUGGUUUCUUUUGACAAAUAUUACAAAGCAUUUGUGUGUUUUUUUUUUUUUUAAGUAUAUAACCUUAACACAAUAUAGCAAGUAAUAAGACAUGCAAAUCUUUUUGGGCAUUCUUACAUUAAAGAGGUAUUCUGGGGUGAAAUAAAAAAAAAAAUGUCCAGGAAGGUUAAACAUAAAGAUACAUUUAUCUCAUUGUCCCCACCACUGCUAUUCUGCUGCUGCUGCUGUCUCUGCUGCUCCCCACUUCCUGGUCCUGUCUUGGCCACAGGAAAUGGUUGAAAAUGCCCACUUAGUCACUGCGGCCAGUAAUAGUAUCAAGUAUUGAUGUGUAUGUUUUACUAUUUUAUAAAACAUAUAGUUAUUUUUCCCAAGUCACUGUAUAGUUUCUAGCAGUAAAGAUGCCUGGGAGAGGUGAAUAAUGAAAACUAAAGCCUGUUUAGUUUAGUGACCAAUGGGAAAUUAUAGGUAGAACAGGAAGAUACCCCAAGCAGAGAACUGAGAAAGAGAGCAUUGUAUAAAAGAGGAGUUGCUUGCGACAGCUACAAGUAUUGGUUAAAGGGGUUCUCUCAAUAUUAGGGUAUGACCACACAGCGCGGUCAUGAUGCGCUUGGGCCGUGGCCAGCUGCGGUCAAAAACCGUGCGGCCAAUUAGGCCACAGCUGCCUGAUAUUUAACUAACGAAGACUACACUAUUUAGGUGGUCUGAAUUCGUAAAGGCUUCAUGGCACCUUCAAUACUGUGCGUGAAUUAAGAAUUCAGACUGUCUAGCCCAAGGAUGCACAACUUUUUCUUCCUGGGGGCCACAAAGUCAGACUGAACCAAUCGGGGGCUAAAUAUAAAACUUAAAGGGGUAUUACCAACUGAAAUACUAUAUUUAUGGCAUAUUGAGCAUACAGUAUAUUCCAUAAAUGUCUGGUUGUCAGCAGCCACAAGACAUAGAUAUACAUGUCUGUUACCAGUUGGUUGGGGGACGCACAGAAUGGUAUCAGGGCCGCAUGUUGCCCCCGGACUGCAAGUUGUGCACCCCUGGCUUAAACAGUGCGGUCUUUAUUAGUUAACUUAGUUAAUCUUGAACGCAGCUGGUUGUGACCCAAACGAAUCACUACUGCUCUGUGUGGUCAUGGUAAAAUAUGAUAAUAGGAUAUAUAGGUACCAUCACUUUCUGAUCUUUAUGAUAAAGGAGUUGCAUAUCUGUUUAGGCACUACAGCUCCUUUACAGGGGACUGCAAGACGUCUUUGUUGAAGUGAAUGUUUCCGUGCUGCAGUUACCUGCACAGCGGGUAGAUGAGAGUGGAAGUGCUAUUAUGCAAGGAACUGUAGCGCAGCCCCGUUCACUGAAUUGAAUGAAGCACAACCAGUCCUCUGCAGGGCAAGUGAACUGGAACACCACUCCAAGGAGUUGUACCUUCUGGGAUCAAAAUGUUUUGUAAUAUCCUAGUGAUAUACCAUAUUAUAUGAAAGGAUUACUAAAGAUAAAGAUAAUGAGCAAUAUCACUUCUUUUACCUCUAUUUGCAGUUUAGAUGAUUAAUCUUACUACUGUUAACAAGAAGUUUAGAGAUGUCUCAGUGAAUUAAAGGCAAUCUGUCACCCCCAAGUGCAAUUAAGUCCAGUACUGCAUGAUUAGUACAGCUUGUGCUAAGUCUGGAUCUCUAAUUUGUAUGUUGCUACCCCCUCCCACAUUCCCCUGCUGUGCACCUCCAAACCAGCUCUGCAGUACUUUGACAGUCCUUCUGAGCUGCUGGCACAAAAUAGAGAGGAUGACCUCCUGAGCUCCUCGUGAUGUAUUCCAGGGUGGCUUUGUGGGAACACACUGGGGAAAGAGUGGGGAGUAUCAACAUAAAUAUUAGCAAUUAAAACUCAGCGCAAGCAGUACUCAUGUAGUAAUGCUCUUAAUUGCUCUUGGGGAAGGUGACAGAAUCCUUAAAAAAAAAAGUAAACUGAAAUAGUAUUUUACCUAAGGGAAAGGUUGUUGCAGAUAUUGUUCUCCGUUACCCUGAAACGGCUGCUGCUGUUGUAUACAGUUACUGUAAAUUUAUCUCAAGGUAUACUAUUACAAUAAGACAUUGCAUUAAAGACA
Molecule: messenger RNA, 4309 nt
Organism: Bufo gargarizans (Asiatic toad)
Lineage: Eukaryota; Metazoa; Chordata; Amphibia; Anura; Bufonidae
Gene: LOXL1
Product: lysyl oxidase like 1
Exons: 7
Coding region: 499-2064 (521 amino acids)
Biological process (GO): peptidyl-lysine oxidation
Molecular function (GO): protein-lysine 6-oxidase activity; copper ion binding
Source: RefSeq, a predicted model, not a curated record